This is a messenger RNA of Desarmillaria tabescens, 3350 nucleotides long. RefSeq lists its product as uncharacterized. The transcript is spliced from 7 exons. Lineage: Eukaryota; Fungi; Basidiomycota; Agaricomycetes; Agaricales; Physalacriaceae. Bases 78 to 2933 code for a protein of 951 amino acids. The record is from RefSeq and is a predicted model, not a curated record.
CCAGCUCAUAGCUACCGUAGCCUGGAAUGCUCACCACACGCUUGCACGCCGAAGGUACAAGUUUUGCGUAGGGUUGAAUGACAGAGACGGAACAAAUAUCUCCUGCUGGCUCUUCUGGCCAUCGUUCAUCCACAGGUAGUCAUUCGAAGGACUCGGCACCCCGUCAUAAUCAAAUCCGGUUCUCAAGGGAGGAAGAGGAUCUUUUUUCCCUGUUCGACUCUCCAAACAAGCAUUCACACACCAAAUUCAGUUCUAUGCGACAUCAUUCUCCUCUUGCGCCUCCAACAAAACCACUGGGUGAUGUACGACAGCGAGGACAUUCGAUGGAGAUCGGAAACCCGUCUUCAGGCACCUCACGAGUGAAGAGAGCUACGGCCACACAGAGGAAUGGAUUUUCUGCCUUUGACAGGGCACCUAGUUUGGAUUCUAAUCACUUAGCUAUAAACGCCUUUUCGGACGAGUAUGAUUUAUACCCGCUGAUCUUACAGGAUGUUCAGCGAGCGGUAAAACUCAAAGCCCGGCGAGAUGCUCGUAUGAAAGAAAGUCCUGGGAGAGAGCCGCCACAUCCUACAAAGACUCCGUCCGGGUCAUCAUGGUCUAGCUCCUCGACACGCCCGUUUCCGGUCUCUCCGUCGUCUCAUCGUCCCCAUUUUGCUGGUGCCACCUACGCCUCUGAGAUCGACUUCAGUCCUUCGACAGGCAGUACGCGCGUCAGUGUCGAGCUACACCCCAUACCAGCUUCCGCUGAUAAUGGCUCAACACUAGACUGGAGUGGAUCCAAUCAGGGCGAAGACAGGGUGGAGAGACGAUGGACCCUUUCUAUGAGCAAACGCAAAGGGAAGGAGAAGGAACCACCCAUCUCUGUAAACGCUUUGGAAGCUCAAGAAAGUCAAUAUGCUGUUAAACUUUCACGAAUAAAAACCGUCGCUUCCCCUCAGACAAAACGCAAACGAGACAUAACCGCCAAUCAGCUCCAGAGACAAUACGGCCUGAUAUACAAUUCCAUCGCUUCGGAUUCACCUUCCUGUCCCUUUGACAUCCUAAAAGUUGGCCGCUGGUGGGAAAACGUUAGUGUUAUGACACGCACCAUCAUAGAACAAUCGGAGCCUUUUACCUGGCUUAGGCAUCUGGACGCUCGUAAAAUGCCGGCUCAGCAGCUUCACAUGCCCUGGCAUCUCACUGCUCUGAUAAUGGAAGAGUAUCUCUCAGCUGCUUCCGCCGCCAAUCAUAUGUCGACUCAAGUGCCCCCAUUCCCAUCUACCAUUCAAGCGCCAAACUUUUCGAUAUCUACCAUUCCCGAAAACCCAGCAACAAUUUCUCCGUAUUCAUCGUCUCCCCCUGACCUAAGUGAUACAGCGCUACCACUUUCUUCCCGCGCAUCUUCACACUAUUCGUUAGGACCUUCUUUGACGAGAAUCAAGUCCGCCGACGGUAGAGUCUCCUUUGAGCCUCUCAUGGAACCCGUUCAUGAUUCUCUGGAAGUCGCUUCUCGAAGGAGUGGAGAUUCGGCACUCAGUAGUCAACAUGGACACACGGGUUCUAUAGGCGCUAUGACCCCAAGCUCAGGCCCUUUCCAUUUGCGACCGCGUACAUUCAACAAUCUCUCUCUCAAUGAUAGCGAUGACGGAUCCUCUGCUCGCAACUCUCUCUCUGGACAAUCGGACGACAAUAUGAAGAAGACUGUUAUACUUUCUCCGAAAUUUGACCAGCCGCUGCGGGAGGCGUACACCAAAGAGCUAGGAUUACCUUCGUCGUCUUCACCAAAUCCAGCAAAUACGAAAACUAUGUCCCUAGAUGGUGCUUCUAGCAUGCUGCAAAAGAUUAGAACACCACAGAUGCACUCUCGUCGCUCUUCUACCACUAAUAUUACCCGCACUGGUCCUAAGGCAAGAGGCUCGUUAGCAUCACCGCUUCCCGAAGAUUCAGAUACGGACGGAAACAAGAGGCGUCACCAAGACAUAAAUGACGCCCAAUUAGCUCAGGAGUACAAGAUGAAGUCUCAACUCCUGGAAGAGAGUAUAGCGCAGAACUUGCGUAUAAGACAGCUAUUGAAUCGUGUCGCAAUUGGGGUCAAAGAAUACGACGUGACUCAAACUAGCCUUAUGACGCUGUUGGGCACACCUUAUAAGGGCCUGCCUCCGGAAUUGUUAGACACGUUCGGUCAUGACCCUUCAGCGGUCACUACGAAAACGGGUCGUUUUCGAGGGUGGCGAGCAGUUGAUGACAUUCACAAUCGCAUCUUACGCCAGCGUGAAAUCUUCGAGGACUUUCUGGCCCAUAACAGGGAUGACAUAGGUUCUGUUGUUGAAGAGGAUGUUUUGGAGAAUCCUAUAUGCGUUCUAAGGCAGUCCUUGAAUACCUUGGCGGUCAAUAAGGCUGCCGUGGCAGAACUGUUGAAAACAGUGCAGGAAACCCAUCAGAAAGUCAAAGUCGAUUAUAAAGACAACCCUAGUGUUGACGCGCUUUACUACAAAGACCAGUACCAGUAUUUCUGGGAAAUUGGCAUGGACGCCCUGACGUUCUUGCUUGACACGGUCACUCCGUUUUGGAGGACGUACGGAAAGACCAUCGGAGAUGAUUUCAGAGAUUUCCUAAUUGUCCCCCUCUACCGGAAUGAAUUCACCGGAGAGUCCAAACGAUAUCCACUUACCCACGUUCCUGUUCGAUCCUUUCGGCAUUGGAUAGGAUUAGUCGUCUUCUUUUAUUUAUCUAUCGCUGUCACUAUCCUUCAGACUCGCACCGCCUUGACUUCGUCCUUUCACUGGGGUCUUCAAUGGAUAACAUAUGGCGGCGUUCGAUGGAUUGUCAUCCCCUUCUUUUGGGUAGGCAUUGUCAUCCAAUGGUGUGCCGUCUUGUUGGAGCUGCUACUUGUAUUGACGCAGGUGGGAUCGUUAGUAUGGUGGCUAGGGUGGUCUGUAAAGAUUUUCAAUUAAUUGAUACACGUAACACUGGGGUUUUCGCAUUGCUUUGCAUAAUUUAUCAGUAUGAGGAAUAUACAAUUAUUAUACAGUAGUUAAUAGAUAUGUGCUAGUUUGUCGACUCUUGAGGCUCAUGAUGCAUCGGUGUGCUGGUAGUAUUAGAAGACGUGACGCUGUUUGUUCCAAGCUGGGAGGCCCUGUAUGUAGACGAACUCGGUGGCACAAAAGGUUGGAGGGGAUGUAUUGAAUGUUGAUAAUGGCAGUAGGAUAAUAUGAGCGGGGACGGUGCUGGAUACCGCGCCGAGGGAAUCUCAAGAUUAGCCUUCCCUCCAUCAACGCAAGGUCGACAGAAUCCUGACAAAAAGAAAGAAAUGAGAACCGCAAGAGAAGGAGUGAAGAAACGCGCUUACUUCCACCGAGAAUGAGGGGAAC